Messenger RNA from Phragmites australis (common reed), 627 nucleotides. RefSeq lists its product as uncharacterized. The coding region runs from base 1 to 627 and encodes 208 amino acids. The record is from RefSeq and is a predicted model, not a curated record. Lineage: Eukaryota; Viridiplantae; Streptophyta; Magnoliopsida; Poales; Poaceae. The transcript is spliced from 2 exons.
AUGUCUGUCACAAACGCAAGCACCAGCGCAGGAACUGGUAAGGGAACUGGCUCCGGCCCUACCGGUGCUGAUGGCACCAAAGGCCCCAUCGUCAAUGCCGCACCGACCGUAUUCAUCAACCUGUACUGCACCAUCGUCGUCCGCUCUCAUGUCCCCGUCGUCCUCGAUCUCAAGAACCCUAACUAUACCAAGUGGUUGUCUUUCUUCCGGACCAUGUGCGGCAAGUUUGGGCUUCUCCACCACAUCGAUGACUCCGCUCUGGCUAACCUGGAUGAUCCUAACUGGGUCCAGGCGGAUUAUUCCGUGAAGAGGUGGAUCUUAGGCUCUGACAACAAGGAAUCAUGUGCCAUCUUCCUCAGCAACCAAUUCCACUCGCUGGUCCAGGGCAAGCUCUCUGUCUCCGACUACUGCCAAUGCAUCAAAGCCUUGGCUGACUCGCUCCGUGACGUCGGUCACGCCGUCCGUGACUCGCAGCUUACCCUCAACUUGCUUCGCGGCCUCAACCCUCGCUACUCCAACACCGCCGACGAUAUCGCCAAUGUGACGCCCUUCCCCACCUUCGCACAGGCUCGUUCCAUGCUCGCCCUGAAGGAACUUCGACUAGCGACCCUUUAUAGCACACUAUGA